ACCCUGGAUAAGGGACUAGCCCACUGAAUCCGCGGUACUUCCGUUCCGCAGCAGGCGUGAGGCACCAACCGAGACAGUGGCGGAGGUCCAGACACAAUAGAGAGGGUUUUUUGGCUCUUCUCCAAUCCAAACCGGUAUGUCGGAUGAGGAUUCCCGUGCCAGCACCAGCUCCUCCUCCUCGCCGUCUCCUGCUUCCAUCCAGAACCGCCAGAGGGACACUCCUUGCAAGAAACGGGAAAGCAAAGCCAGCAUGAACAAGACCUCCAAGUUACUGUCCACCAGUGCCAAAAGUGUGUUUGUCUGCGCACACAGGAUUCAGAAGGAAUUGGCAGACAUCACACUGGACCCUCCGCCAAAUUGCAGCGCCGGGCCCAAGGGAGACAACAUCUAUGAGUGGCGCUCCACCAUCCUGGGACCCCCGGGCUCCGUGUACGAGGGAGGAGUCUUCUUCCUGGACAUCGCUUUCACGCCCGACUACCCCUUCAAACCCCCAAAGGUGACGUUUCGCACGAGGAUCUACCACUGCAACAUCAACAGCCAGGGGGUGAUCUGUCUGGACAUCCUGAAGGACAACUGGAGCCCCGCCCUCACCAUCUCAAAGGUCCUGCUCUCCAUCUGCUCCCUGCUCACAGACUGUAACCCAGCCGAUCCCCUCGUGGGAAGCAUCGCCACCCAGUACACCACCAACAGAGCAGAACAUGAUCGGACGGCCAAACAGUGGACCAAGAGAUACGCCACAUAGACGCCUGCAGCCCAGCCGUGUGUGUGUCAGGGGAGGGAGGGGUAGAGAGGGGGGGUUGUAGAGGGUUUGGGGGGGGGGUUGGGGUAAUCCGCGUGGUUUGUGUUCAGGAAUGGUUUCUAUCUCAGAUUUUUAGUACUUUAUUGUCUGGUAUAUUUUUUGCUUCCUCAUUAAGUUAUCGCCGCAAAGUAAGGUAAUAAAGAAAACCUAUGGAAAGAAGA
This is a messenger RNA of Gadus morhua (Atlantic cod), 960 nucleotides long. RefSeq names its product ubiquitin-conjugating enzyme E2 E1. The record is from RefSeq and is a predicted model, not a curated record. NCBI's taxonomy places the organism in Eukaryota, Metazoa, Chordata, Actinopteri, Gadiformes, Gadidae. Bases 137 to 742 code for a protein of 201 amino acids. The transcript is spliced from 6 exons.